This is a messenger RNA of Racocetra fulgida, 508 nucleotides long. The record is from the annotation of a GenBank genome assembly. Lineage: Eukaryota; Fungi; Glomeromycota; Glomeromycetes; Diversisporales; Gigasporaceae.
AUGAGCAGCAACACAGAAUCAAACCCACGUGAUGGCAACAAGGAACUGCGCACGAUCUUACAACCGGCCCCAACCACACCAGCACCGGCUACCAUAUCAGACGGUUCCACAACAGAAUUACGCAUCGAUCCUUCAACAAAAGCUUAUAUUGAUGAGGCAAUUCGGGCAUCCACCACAACGAUCAUCGGAUCCAUCAGGCAAUAUAUCGAUGCCCAGAAUGACAAACAGAAAUUGUGGAACGAACAACUCCAAGCAAACAUUAAUAACAUAAUAGUUCAAAUAACACAAACCAACGCUAACACCAACGCGACGGCCCCAGGCGGUAGCACAACACCUGCAGUGUAUACAAUGUUGCCACAACAGUCACAGAAGUCAACCAGCCCGACCAAUAAUCCACCAACAAACAAAGGAAAAGAAACGAGUCAGCCCGCAGGUAAGUACCCCCCGGCUCCCGUAUUAAAUGAUCUUAUUAUGAGAGCAUCCAAGGUUUCACUUCAAGGCCAGGACG